UAAUGGAAGAGUUAAGAAAAUCAAUUAUCAAAUAAGAAGAAGAGAAGAUGAAUAAUAAAUUAACAUUAUUGGAAUAAUCAGUUGGAUAUCCAUUAAAUGAAUAUAUGAACUAAGAGUUUAUUAACAAAAUUCCAGAAGAUAGUUUUUUAUGGUAUAUUUUCUGAUAUUAGAUCUUAAAGGCAAGUUCUUUCCAAUAAGUAUUUAGUUAUGAAAGGAGAAAAACCAUCAAAACAAGAUAUUAGAGAACAUAAAUUAUAUGAA
This is a messenger RNA of Paramecium pentaurelia, 261 nucleotides long. The record is from the annotation of a GenBank genome assembly. NCBI's taxonomy places the organism in Eukaryota, Ciliophora, Oligohymenophorea, Peniculida, Parameciidae.